Molecule: messenger RNA, 1044 nt
Organism: Trichomonas vaginalis G3
Lineage: Eukaryota; Parabasalia; Trichomonadida; Trichomonadidae
Exons: 1
Coding region: 1-1044 (347 amino acids)
Source: RefSeq, a predicted model, not a curated record
AUGAAUUAUUUGUGGCAAUCAGACUGUAAAGAUAUUGCAGCAAAUCUCCGUACAUUCAGGACAUGCUGUGUCGAGUUAACUUUAUGUAUUAAGAAUGAUAAAACAAGUUUCGAUAAAGUUAGCACUUAUAUUACCCAUAUUGAUCAGGUUUUGCUUAAAUGCGAGCAUAGCUCGGAAAAGCAGAACAACACACUUGAAAAUCUUAGAAUGUUUUAUGAAUUUUAUCAGACAACAGUCCAGGAAAUUCAAACUUCUUAUACUGAUCAAAGUGUCGUUGCUAGUAUCGGAGAAAUCAAGACAGAAUUAAUCGCCACUAUUACAAAAGCUAUUGAACCGAUCCACAAGAAAAUUACAUUUGAUAAUUCAUUUGAACGCUUCAAGAACUCAUUGAACAAUGAAAACGAUUCUGAUAUUAGACAAAGUGUUUUCCGUCUCUUCUGCGUUCUCGUAAAGCGCGACGAAGCAUCCAAAUUAUUUACACCAGAGAUCGAGAGAUGUUCUAGAAUUCUUUCUUCAUACUACUCUCUUAAGGGAUCUAUCGCCACUCUUUCCAGGAUAAUAGAGCCACUUGGAAAUGAAAUUAAGCAAUUAGAAGCAAAGCAGGCAGCAGAAGCUCCAAAAGCUGAAGAACCCGAGUGCCCAAAAGCGCUUGAGACUCCGACAAUUCAAAGUAAACCCCUCCACCCAUUGAUGUCGGAGUCUGAAAAAAACGCUGAAAUGUUUCAGCUCAGGGAGGAAAUUGAGAAACUGAAAUUAGAAUGUCACAGACUCAAUCAGCAAAAUUCAGAUGCUAAUGAUCUCUUAACUGAUUAUAUGAUGAAACUACCGUCUAUUGAAGGCGAUCUUAAGGCAGCCAACCGGUUGAUUGCAGAUAAAGAUGGUGAAAUUGAAGAAAUUAACGAGCAAAAUGAAAAAGCAAAGAAUAAUUUAACAUUAUUACAAAAAGAACUAGACUUUUACAAAUCGUUUUCGAAAUAUUUAGCAUAUGGUGUUGGUGUUUUGUGUAGUUAUAUACUUAUGUCUUGUCUUUUCCGUAGGCGUUAA